UGUGUCAUGCGCACUAGAGCCUGUUACAGCAGUAGUGCCCGUGAAGGUUAACAGUGAGGAAAACGUGGGAACUAUUUACUGAACUGUAGUCAUCAUUCAGUCCAUUAAGUUUUAUUAACCACUGCAGAGUGUUUCAGCAAACAGAAGUGUGGUGUAACACAUUGGUUUCAGACCCAGAUGUGCCCGUUUUCACCCCGACAACGAGAGAAGUUCAUAUCAUAUGAACGAGAUUACGGAAGUGGGUGGAACGUUAAUCUUUCAACCAUGGCCGGUCUGUCCAGCUAUGCAUUACGGAUGGCCAGACUGAGUGGCCAAAUCUUUGGAGAAGUCGUGCGUCCGACAGACUCUAAAUCUAUGAAGGUUGUCCGGCUGUUCCAGGAGCCUCCCUUGGCCAAAAAGAAAGAGGUUUAUGAUUGGUAUCCACAACAUAAGAUUUACUAUGCCAUGACCCAGAAGCUCAGGUUCAUGGGACUCUUCAGAGAUGAGCACGAAGACUUCAAAGAGGAGAUGCAUCGCCUCCGGAAACUAAGAGGAAAAGGAAAACCAAAGAAAGGCGAGGGAAAAAGAGCAGCCAAGAAGAAAUGAACUUCAACUUUUCCACUCCUCUGAUGUUACACAGAACAUUUCUUUUUAUUGAGGAAGGCAGCAUUGGUCUGUGUAUAAACACUGUGGGGAGGACAAAUCCUGGAAAUAUUUAAUUGGCUUAAUCAGGAUUGUCCAUUUGCUUCAUCUGAAGUUUGUUUUUCUGCUGGAAAGGAUACCUUAGAUAAGCAUCAAACAUAAAUGCUCAUGUCUGUGUAUGUUUUAUUAAACUGAAUUCCAUCCAUUAAUUGCCAUAUUGGCUCUAUGUCAUGAAGACCCAGUAAAAUGCUAAUAUGGACUUUUCAGUUACCACAAAAAAAGCAGAUCAUUAUCCUCAUUUGUGAUGAAAGAAAAAAAAAAACAACAACAAAAGAAACCUAUGGUCAUGUACUGAAAAGAAUUGUGGAGUAAUGUUGCUAUGUUCCAACAAUGCUUUUGUUCGUUCGUGUCAGUUCAGCUGGUGUUAGCUUGACUGAAUGGUAUGGAAAGCUAUGUAAAGAAAUGAACACCCUGUUAAUAAAAUCUAAAUGAUGAA
Messenger RNA from Mugil cephalus (flathead mullet), 1117 nucleotides. It is a transcript of the gene mrps33, whose product is annotated as mitochondrial ribosomal protein S33. The coding region runs from base 178 to 585 and encodes 135 amino acids. The record is from RefSeq and is a predicted model, not a curated record. NCBI's taxonomy places the organism in Eukaryota, Metazoa, Chordata, Actinopteri, Mugiliformes, Mugilidae. The transcript is spliced from 5 exons. Gene Ontology annotation, cellular component: mitochondrion.